Contarinia nasturtii (swede midge) is the source of this 590-nucleotide messenger RNA. It is a transcript of the gene RpL24, whose product is annotated as 60S ribosomal protein L24. Gene Ontology annotation, biological process: cytoplasmic translation. Gene Ontology annotation, cellular component: cytosolic large ribosomal subunit. NCBI's taxonomy places the organism in Eukaryota, Metazoa, Arthropoda, Insecta, Diptera, Cecidomyiidae. The record is from RefSeq and is a predicted model, not a curated record. Bases 56 to 523 code for a protein of 155 amino acids. The transcript is spliced from 4 exons. Gene Ontology annotation, molecular function: structural constituent of ribosome; mRNA binding.
UAAAUGUCAAAAAAAUAUUCCGGAUAUAAGGUCUUUUUGGUAACAACACAGCAAGAUGAAGAUCGGUUUGUGCGCAUUCAGUGGUUACAAAAUCUAUCCAGGCCAUGGUAAAACCUUGGUUAAGGUUGAUGGAAAGUCAUUCACUUUCCUCAACCAAAAAUGCGAGCGUUCAUUCUUGAUGAAGAGAAACCCACGUAAAGUAACAUGGACAGUACUUUACAGACGCAAACAUAAGAAGGGCAUUGAAGAAGAAGCUGCAAAGAAACGAACACGCCGUACACAAAAAUUCCAGCGUGCAAUCGUUGGUGCAUCGUUGACCGAAAUUUUAGCUAAGCGUAACAUGAAACCAGAAGUUCGUAAAGCUCAACGUGAACAGGCCAUCAAAGCGGCUAAAGAGCAAAAGAAGGCCACACGGGCUGCAAAGAAAUCAACUGCUCCAGCACCAGCGAAGAAACAACAACCAAAACAAAAAGCAGCAAAGAACGUGCAAAAAGCUGCACCACGAGUGGGAGGCAAACGCUAAAAUUAUUUUGCAUAAUUAAUGAUGAUUUGAAGAAAUAAACACCCAAUGAGAAAUCUUCAAAACAAAA